Molecule: messenger RNA, 3565 nt
Organism: Planococcus citri (citrus mealybug)
Lineage: Eukaryota; Metazoa; Arthropoda; Insecta; Hemiptera; Pseudococcidae
Product: GRB2-associated-binding protein 1-like
Exons: 6
Coding region: 251-2212 (653 amino acids)
Biological process (GO): signal transduction
Cellular component (GO): cytoplasm
Molecular function (GO): signaling adaptor activity
Source: RefSeq, a predicted model, not a curated record
UGAUUCAUGCAAAGUGCAAAUUUCUUCUGUUGUUCUGCUUGUUUUGUCUGUCUCAUUCAUCUGUUGCUCAAAUGCUCACACGCAAAUUACAAUUCGAUUCCCGUUUCUAAAAGGAUGUAUUUUAUUUUAGAAUUUGUUCGCGAGUGCCAAAAUAAUUCUUUUAUUCAAUCUUCGUGCUAUCAAUCAGUCAGUUCAUUCAAACCUUUGACGAAUCUUCUUGUUGCGUAGAUGAAAGCUCAUCGUAAUCACUAUGAUGUCCAAUAAAGAUAAUUUCGAAACAGUCAGCGAAGGCUGGUUAACAAAAUCACCGCCAACCACUCGAAUAUGGAGAGCUCGAUGGAGAAGAAGAUGGUUUAUAUUACGACAUUCUGGGGAAUUACCUGGUCAAUAUUUUCUCUUUUACUAUACCGAUAGGAACUGUAGAAAAUUGAAGGGGCAAAUCGAUCUGGAUCAAUGCGAACAGGUGGACGCUGGUCUUCGAUUCGAAUCUCGUAAACAAAAAUAUCAACACAUGUUCACUAUACGUACACCGAAACGUAUAUAUUAUUUAGCUGCCGAAACCGAAGAAGAUAUGAAUAAAUGGGUGGACUGCGUAUGCCACGUUUGCGGUUUGAAACCCUUCAUUACAGAGGAAGUGGUUACUGAUGGUCAAGAGUAUUACGGAGACGGAGAUAACGUCUCGCAAGCUCCCACCGGUGUCACUGAUCUAUCGCCACCGGUAACCCCGUCUUCUAAUAACAUAAUAACCGGGCCGUAUAUACCGAUCAGCGAAUGCAUCAGCGGUAAACCGAUCCACAGUGCCGAAGAUCUGAAACAAUUCUUACUUCUGCACGGGCACGUGAACAAGCCUGCGGCGGCAGCUACCAGUAUCCCAGUUACCGAACACCGCCCCGAUUCGUACGAUUUACCUCGUAGUCUUCGACCACCAGAGAUCCAGGUGGAAGUUGGUUCGACACCACCGCCUAGUCCAGGAAGCGAAUCCGUUUUCACAGACGACGAAUCGGCUCGUAAACCGCACAUGGCGAAGAAACCAACCGUGAAUUGGGAAACCUUCCCUAGGCCAUCAGAUAGCUCGAUCGAUGGCGAAGAAAGUCCCGGAUUGGGUACAGCCGCUGUGACCGUAAAAGCAGACCGAAAAUUUGCCAAAGUUGCCGGUCCCGUACCGAUGGCAGCAGCUGCUCCGCCUAGACCACCUAAACCGUCCCAUUUGGCGAAUGUUGAUACUACAGGCGUGUCAGCUGGUACCGAAUCUGGCCAUCCUCCGGUCCCUGAGCCGACCCAAGACGAUAUGUACGAUAUCCCGAGAUCUCAUCAGAUCCCCGCUGAUCUAGAUGUUUCCAAGAAGGUGGCUGGAAGGCACUGUUAUACGAAUGCGGCUCCGGGCCAUGUAACCGAGAAUAACAUCUUUCGAUAUGAUUUCGCCAUGACUGUCACCAAUUCCGACGAUUUGCCCGAAAGUCCGAGAUCUGAAAGCGGUUCGGUGUCUUUCCCUAACACGUUGGCUUAUUCGAAUCUUCCCAGUCCCUCGUUCAGUACUGGCAAUCAGAUUAUACCUACUCCGCCGGCUGUCAAUCGUGAAUUGAAACCGGGACGAAAAUGUUCAGACUCGACUGGAGGGUCGAACGAGCCAUCUCCUAUUCCACUCAGCACAUAUCCGCCAAAUAUCGAUCGUAAAUUGAAACCUUUGAAAAAGGUUCAAGAUGCGAUGCGUCAUUAUGAAAACAACUCCAGUGGUACUUUGAAACUUUGUUCACCUCCAAUAGGCAGUCUUAGCAGAAGGAAGCAGAGAGCCGGCCCUAGUCCUACGCCACCAAGUAACUCUUCCAAAAGUUACGACAGUGGAUCAGCGACCACUGGUCGGAUGCAUCGAAGACAUUCGUCGUCGGAUGAUCGAUUGGAUCAAGAUAGAGAAGAGGUCCAGUUUUACCAAAUCAACAACCAUACUUACCAUACCCGAACUCGUGGUAAAAAUGAUAGAUCUAAGAAAUUCAGCGAAAUCCAGUAUUUAGAUUUGGAUCUCGAUUCGAGCGAUAACGCCAAUAAUAAUUCCGGGUUGGUGAAUAAGUCGACGAAAAAUGUGCACUCUCCUGCCACAGCUACUGUUUACAAAACGGUCGACUUUGUCAGAACGGAGGCGUUUAACAGAACCAGGAUUGAAAUAGAGGAAGAGAGGAGUAGUAGAUUAUGUAUGGCUGCCGAAUCUGCCUCGUGACGGUAAAACUCCGUUCUGUAGUCUCUCGAUGGCUCGAACGGAUUUACAAUAACAAUUCACUAUCGAAGUGAUCAGCUACCUUUAAUUUUUACCUAGGUAUAAGAAUUCAUUAAUUCAUUUCGAAACUAAGAUUUCCUCCUUGUGAGAUUAUAUUUAUCGAAUUGACUUUUGAUUUUUCGAUCGAAUCAUACCCGUAAAACGCCAGCUAUCGAUUUUUUAUUUCGUUUUUUUUGUACGAUGAAAGUUUGAUAAUUUUUUUUUUUGCUGUUGAUUUGACAUUUUGACGUUGCGAAUUUAAAAAGUGCCUUAUUUUUUUAAACUUACUUACUGUGGGUCUGUUUUUUCCCCUAAUAGUCUCGAGUAUUUCGGAAGGUGAUAUUUUUUAUUUAAAAUGCCCUGUAGAUAUUUUUUAUUAUUUGUUUUUUAAUACCUACGACAAUGAACGAAUUUUUAUUCGCGAAUUUCACGACUAUAACAUUACCUCAACGGUGAAUAACUUGUUUGUUUAACGAGCUUUAUUUUCAAAAAAUGGUAAAAAUAGUGAAAGGAUGUUUUUUAUAAAUAAUUUUUGUAAUUUGAACUUCGAAGUAUUAAAUAACUACCAACCUCUAGUCCGUAAAAUUUCGAGAAUACGAUACAUACAAGUAUAAUUUAUGAAUAAAAGAGAUAGAAAACAUAAGUAUUUUUUGAUCGGUGGUUUCAGCCUUCAAUACGAAUAAAGACUCAAUAUAAAGCAUUAUUUAUGCAUUGUCUUUUUUAAAUAUUCAACAUGAUAUCAUUGAUAUCUAAUGGGAUUACUCGAUCAGUUUUAUUUAGUUCGGUUCAUCUUACUUGGAUUGAGGUUUUUUUUUGGAAGAAUUCGGCUAGAAAAAAAGAUCUGUACGGUUUUUACGAAAUUAUUUAUUAACGAUGUCUUCAUUAUGCAAUGUGCCAUGAUAUAUUAUGUGGAAAUUGAUGCUAUAAGAUCUGAUUUUUUUUUAGUUUAAAUUGUACCUUCCCGUUUUAUUGGUAUUGCCUAAUUUUUUAAUCUAGCAUAGGUAUAAAUUUACAUUAUCGAACAAGGUAUUGUAAUAUUGGUCUUCCAGUUGUUGGGGAAAAUGUACGACAGUCAAUUAUUUUAUACUGUAAUAUUAUUCGUUUAUUUAUCGAUACUUAUUUUGAAAGAAUCUUGAUUUUCUUAUUGUAUUUUGUAGGGUAUAGUAGGUUUUUUUCUUCUAUAUUUUAUACGUUUUAUGCUCAGUUUAUUCGUGUCUUUCAGUAAAUUAAUUACGCUAGAAGGUGUAACUUAUAGAUUUUAACAAUAUUGUAUCAUUUUUAUUUUUUUUGUUUAAAUUAUAUCGAAUUGGUGUUGAA